GUUGGAAAUAUCGACAAGAUGAUCGAUCCUCGAGCAAGAAUUGAAUCGAAUCUCGAUUCAGCUCAGUCGAACAUCGCCCAUUCCCGGUUGGAGUUGCCCUUUGUCGCGGCGGCGAUGCGCUGCACAUCACCGCGCAUUAACGCGUUGAUUCUCGUGGAGGAUGUUCGUUGCGUGGUAGCAAUUCGUCGCGUGUUCGCCGCACAUCAGAAGUAAGUCACCGACGAUCACACGACGAUGACCGGCACCGGCAACGAGGACUUCGCCGCCUUUAAUUCCAUAUCCGACCCAGGAAAGGCCAACACCAGCACAGCGGGCCCAGUAGUUUUAUAUUCGACCGCCUUGGCAUGGCGAAUUCAGUUCCAUCGCAGUCUUACGCGCGGCAGCAUCUCGGAGUCGUCGGACGAGGAGGAGGAUUUGUCCCAAUAUCAGUUUGAGGACGACCUCGAUUUCCUUCGGUCACUGGACCCAAGGGACUGGAAGGAUCAGGAUCAUUACGCUGUUCUAGGCUUGAAGAAUCUCAGACAUAGAUCCACGGAAGAUAUUAUCAAGAGAGCUUAUAAGCAGAAGAUCUUGAAACAUCAUCCUGAUAAACGCAAGGCAAUGGGCGAGGAAAUUCGACCAGAUGACGACUAUUUUACAUGUAUAACACGAGCUUGGGAGAUUCUGGGUAACCAAGCAAAGAGACGGAGCUACGACAGUGUUGAUCCUUACUUUAACGACAAUCUGCCGGAAGAAAAGGACUGCCGGAAUAAUUUCUAUGAGGUAUUGGGCAAAACGUUCAAAGAGAACUCACGGUGGUCUGUGAAGAAACCCGUGCCACAAUUAGGUGGUCCUUUCACGCCGCGAGACAAGGUGGAAAAAUUUUAUUCGUUUUGGUAUGACUUCGACUCGUGGCGCGAGUACUCAUACCUCGACGAAGAAGAUAAGGAAAGCGGUCAAGACCGAGACAUGCGUAAAUGGAUCGAGAAGAAGAACAAAGCAACGAGAGCUAAACGAAAGAAAGAGGAGAUGGCACGGAUACGCACUCUAGUGGAUACGGCUUACAAUAUAGAUCCUAGGAUAAAAAAAUUCCAGCAGGAUGACAAAGAUAAGAAAAAUGCCGCGAAGAGGGCGAAGCAAGAAGCUGCGAAAGCCAGGCAACAAGAAGAAGAAAGAAUAGCCAAGAACGCGGCAGAGAAGGAGAGGUUGGAGAAGGAGAAGAGGGAAACUGAGGAGAGAGCGAAGAUGGAGGCGUUGAAACAAGAGCGAGAGGCGCAAAAAAAAGCGCUGCGCAAAGAGAGGAAGGCGCUUAGGGACUUCUGCAAAGCGAACAAUUACUUCGCCGAGAGCUCAACAGAGAAUAUUCGGCACAUGGAGAGUGUGGAGAAGAUUUGCGAGCUAUUCAAGCUGGUGCAGCUGGAGGAAGCGAUGAAGAAGCUGCACACUGACGGCAGAAGCGCGUUCCUCAGCAUCGUUGAGGAAACUGAGCGGCAUAUCGAAGCAGAGCGUCGAGUGAACGUGAUGAACAACGACGCGAGAAACACACCAGAGAAACAAACCAAGACGUGCACUGCUCCUUGGAGCGAGAAUGACCUGCAGCUGCUGAUCAAGGCGGUCAAUCUGUUCCCCGCCGGCACCAAUCAACGUUGGGACGUGGUGGCAAAUUUCAUCAACCAGCACAGUAGUUCCACCAACGGGGUCACUCGCGAAGCUAAGGAAGUCUUGGCAAAGGCCAAGAGCUUACAGUCAACCGACUUCAGUAAAUCGAGUCUGAAGGAGCAAGCAAACAAGAGGGCCUUUGAUAACUUCAUCGCGGAGAAGAAGAGCAAGGAGGCAAUUGAGGAGAGAAUGCCAGCCGUUACAGAACGCCUGGAUCACCCGAUUGCAAAUGGUGUUGCGACAGAAUCCAAGGAAUCGAAGAAGGAGCCAUCGCCGUGGACACCGGCGGAACAGAAGCUCCUGGAGCAAGCGCUGAAAACUUAUCCCACCACGGUUCCGGACAGGUGGGAUCAGAUUGCAGCGUGUCUACCCACUAGGACGAAAAAGGAGUGCAUGAGAAGGUACAAGGAACUAGUGGAAUUGGUGAAGGCGAAGAAGGCGGCGCAGGUGAUGAAAUAAUAUUAGCUGCGCGCUAAGCCGAAAUUUCCUCAUAAUUUAUUGAACUCUAGUUUGCGAGCGAUCGCGAUCCGACGAUCGAUCGUUCCCCGACGCAUAAAUGGAUGGAUUAUAAUCGCAAAAUUCGUGACUGGGCGACUACCUUAGCUUCGAUUGAGUGCCAGUUCGCGCGCAUAUCUGUGCCUUGCUACAGUCGACACGUGCACGAGCUGCACGGAGCAUACGGGAACAGCUCGACGAGGUGUCCCCCCGUGACGUGGUCAUCACUUGAAAUCACCACCGUGGCACCGUAUUUUAUUCCUAUGCGCUGCGCGAUGGAUGUACCUCCGAAACCGUGCUGCCGAUCAUUAACUUCCAUGCGCAGAAGCUUGCAACCUAGAAGGGAAUCGUGUAAUUUUCCUUUUGCAAGAUGUGGUUUCACAACCGACCUACACUUGGUGUACGCACUGUAAGAUAGAGAGAAACUGCUGCCAGCCGUCGAGAGGAGAUGAAAAGGACGAAAGGAAAGGAUUGAGAGACAGAGAAAACGGCGGACUUUAUAAAAAUAAACGAGAAGAUUUUAAGAGAUAC
Harpegnathos saltator (Jerdon's jumping ant) is the source of this 2664-nucleotide messenger RNA. Its product is annotated as dnaJ homolog subfamily C member 2. Gene Ontology annotation, cellular component: cytosol. Gene Ontology annotation, molecular function: Hsp70 protein binding; ribosome binding. The record is from RefSeq and is a predicted model, not a curated record. Lineage: Eukaryota; Metazoa; Arthropoda; Insecta; Hymenoptera; Formicidae. Gene Ontology annotation, biological process: regulation of translational fidelity; 'de novo' cotranslational protein folding. The transcript has 5 exons. Bases 235 to 2097 code for a protein of 620 amino acids.